Colossoma macropomum (tambaqui) is the source of this 2506-nucleotide messenger RNA. Its product is annotated as germ cell-specific gene 1-like protein. NCBI's taxonomy places the organism in Eukaryota, Metazoa, Chordata, Actinopteri, Characiformes, Serrasalmidae. The coding region runs from base 1 to 921 and encodes 306 amino acids. The transcript is spliced from 5 exons. Gene Ontology annotation, cellular component: plasma membrane. The record is from RefSeq and is a predicted model, not a curated record.
AUGACGGGUCUGGACCGGCGGCGCCGCGCGUCUCUGGCUCUCGCGCUGAACCUGGCUGCGAUGCUGCUGGCCGUUUCCGCGCUCGCCACGAGCCACUGGUGCGAGGGCACGCGCAAGGUGGCGAAGCCUUUCUGCACGGGGCCCGUCCCGCUCCGGCAGACGCACUGCAUCCGCUACAACAGCACGACCGGCAGCAACGACAGCCGCCUGGUGCAGUACGUGUGGGCGACCGGCGAGGACAAGUUCGUCCUGAGGAGAUUUCACAGCGGUAUAUGGGUCUCCUGCGAGCAGAACAUCGACCUGAUAGGUGAGAAAUGUAGAAGUUUUAUAAACGUCGCACCACCUCAUGAGAGAGGGGUAUUGUGGCUGUGUAUUGUGGCUGAGUGUCUGUAUAUUCUUCUCCUAUCCACUGGGGGAAUCCUCAUGUCCAUCGAGGUCUGCCAUUUUGGGAAUGUCAUUGACGGCCUCAAACUGAAUGCCUUUGCCGCCAUAUUUACCGUCUUGUCAGGCCUUCUUGGGAUGGUGGCGCACAUGAUGUACACAACAGCAUUCCAACUUACUGUAAGCAUGGGCCCUGAGGACUGGAAACCCCAGAGCUGGGACUACAGCUGGUCUUACAUCUUGGCCUGGGGCUCUUUCACUGCCUGCAUGGCAUCCUCAGUGACCACCAUCAACAGGUACACCAAGACCAUCCUGGAGUUCAAGCACAAGCGGAGGAACAUCGAGAAGAAUCUGAAGAUUAAGCAGAAGCUGCUGGACCUCGACUCCCCAGACCAAGUGUGGGACAUGUACAUCAGCUCAGUCCCCAGCACAGCCGAGGAGCUGUUGGACCUGUCCAGCUCGGCCCGCAAACUCUCCAACAACUCGGUUUUCCUGGACCUCAACGACAUGCCUGAGCAGCAGGGAGAGGAGUACUGUUGAAUGUUACCUUCCCCAGCACUAAAACUGCCCCCGGAAUACAAUACAACCCACUGCCGCUUGGCACUGCCACAUGCUCUUAAUGAACUGAACCUGGCCUCAUCUUAUACUGAGGGCUGUGACCCGGGAGAGCCUUUUAUCUGGCUUCUCCACAGAGAUUAACUGACUGAAUACUUUAAACUGUUUUUUUAUGUACUGUGCUGUAAUGUUUGCUGAAGGUGACACUGUGGUUAUUUAUUGAUUUUAUAUUUAUGUAUAGAUAUUAUAUGUUUAAGUAUGAACCUCAUUUUGGCACAGACAUUGGAAUAUUCUUCAAAAUUCUUGCUUAAAGUUGAUAAAAAGAAGGAGAAAGGCAUUAAAACUUUUAGGAACCUUUUCCAUCUAAUUUAAAAUCUUGUCACUUUGUAACUAAACCACAAAGCUCUAAAACGCUAACUAUACAAGACAGAAAAAAACGUUUUUAACUUUAAAGUGCGUUAAUUUUAUUCCUAGUCAUUUUGGAUGCCUUCGGUUAGGGAAAAAAUACAUGAUAGCGACAAUACGCUAAUACUUAGACACUUUCCCAGGAAAGUGAGUUGAGUUUCUCAAGAUUUAAUCAGUUCUGAAUUUUCUUUCUUUUAAAGUGAUUUGAAAUGACACAUGCCUGUUUUCUGUUGUCUACAUAUACAAAUUAUAUUGAGUGCCUUUGCUUGUGCUUCUGAUGUUGGUUCUGUUUAACCUUGGCAUGCUGAUAACUGAAUGGACGUUUAUUUGACAGUAAUUUACCAGUAUUUCAGUUGUACAUGUAAUUCAUAACACCAACACCAACCAAAUUUAUCCACGAAUACUGGCACUGGACCAAUCUUGUACCUAUUUCUUUCCUACUUUAGGGGAAGAUAUUAGUUUGCUUUUGUAUACAGCUAAAAUAUAUAUAUAUAUAUGGAGCAUCCAUCUAAAAUGUAUAGUGAAAAUUAGUGGGGAUACACUUCUAAAAUGCAUUCAACAGAGUGCACUAAUUUUAUUGUAAUGUAUCAUUAUGUGACUGUGAAAUGCUGUUAUAUUUCUACAUGAGUACCAAGAUAUAUAUUAAAGCUGUUUGUAAUCAAGUCACUGAAUUCAUGAAUUUAUUAGCUUAAGUGUGCACAGGCUUAGACUUAGCUGAACUAUAAAAGGGGUAAAUAGGACAGGAUGACAUUCUUAUCCAGUUCAUCUGUACUUGAAUUUUUUGAAUCUCUGUUGUCAUGCUUAACCGACCUUGUGUAGAUAAACAUUUUUAAAUGAGGUAAUACUGCAUAAUGACUUUCUAGCUGAUCAGAUUGUUUGGGUGUCUGUGCUACCAAAACAACUGUUUACAUUAUUAUGUGCCACAUCUGUGAAAUGCAUCAUCAAAAUACAUUUAACAAUUAUGAACAACACUGUUAGCUCUUUGUGUCAGCUAAUAGCAGACUGUUCAUUUCUUCUUGUUUACAAGUCUUUAACAUGGCUAUCUUUUGACCACAUUUAACAAUCAUGAACAACCCUGUUAGCUGUUUGUAUCAGCUUAUAUCAGACUGUUCAUUUCUUCUUUUUUUACGAGUCUCUAACAUGGCUUUAUUUUGAACUUACAUAA